Knipowitschia caucasica is the source of this 618-nucleotide messenger RNA. Lineage: Eukaryota; Metazoa; Chordata; Actinopteri; Gobiiformes; Gobiidae. The record is from the annotation of a GenBank genome assembly.
AUGGGAAACUUAUUUGGAAAAAAGAAACGCACACGAGUGACAGAACAAGACAAGGCAGUGUUGCAACUGAAGCAGCAAAGAGAUAAACUCAGGCAGUAUCAAAAGAGAAUCAACCUCCAGCUGGAAAAGGAGAGGACUGUUGCCAAACAGCUGCUAAAGGAUGGCAAGAAAGAAAAAGCCCUUUUGCUGCUGAAGAAGAAGAAAUACCAGGAGCAGCUCUUGGACAAAACGGAAAACCAGAUCAGUAAUUUGGAGCGAAUGGUUCAGGACCUGGAGUUUGCUCAGAUUGAAAUGAAGGUUCUAGAAGGACUCAAAGUUGGAAAUGAAUGUCUAAAGAAAAUGCACGAGAUGAUGUCCAUCGAAGAAGUCGAGAGAAUCAUGGACGAGACUCAAGACGCCAUCGACUACCAGCGGCAAAUUGAUGAGAUGUUGGCAGGAUCUCUGACGCAAGAAGACGAAGACGACAUUCUAGCUGAACUGGAGGCCAUUACUGAGGCAGAUGUUGAGCUCCCUGACGUCCCCUCAGAGGAACUCCCUGAAGUCCCUGCUGCCAAAGAACAAACACCAGAGCGGGAAAGAUCCCAAAAGAAGCCGGAACGUGAGCUGCUGGCUGCGUAG